Molecule: messenger RNA, 336 nt
Organism: Prorocentrum cordatum
Lineage: Eukaryota; Dinophyceae; Prorocentrales; Prorocentraceae
Source: the annotation of a GenBank genome assembly
AUGCCUUUCGAGAUCCGUCGAGCCCCUGUGCCCCAGACCUUUCCUGGUGUGCAUUCUGGCCAGAAUCCCUAUGACAACCCAGCCGGGGCGACGAGAGCUCUCCAGGACGAGCAGCGGAUCCGGUAUUGGUAUUAUUCUGAUCUUGCCCAUGCUGGGCAUGAAGUCUCCCCCCCCCCGUCCUGGCCGUGGCCCUGCUCUGGGACCUGGCAGGGUGUUGAGCCGUGGCACGGCUGGCACCCGCAGAGCGCCUUGUGUGCUCGUUUCUUCGUCGAGCUGGCGCCCGAUGCCGCUUCUGUACUCCCUCUGAUCGUGGAAGGGCCAGUCGAGACACCCUGA